AACCAAUGAACCAAAAGUAGCCAGCAGCGAGACCCAGAUGCUGUCUAGCUGCUGCUGCGGCCGCCAUGGCAUGGGUCCAACCAAGCUCCAAGUUAAAGCCAUUUCCGUCGGCAUCGCGCCACCUAAAAAUGGGUGAAAUGGCCAACUACGCACACGUUGAACGCUGUCUUGAAUUGCUCCUCUACCGACCAACUGGACCUUUUCUUCCUUGUUAUAACCUUCCUCGCCUUUUCCUUCACAGCUCAAUUUGGGGUUUCUUAAUAAUUUCCCCAUCUGGCUUUUGGAUCAAAUUCUUCCGAGACCCGGACUGCAUGGCUUCUCCUUCUUCAUACACUUCGUUAGCGAAGCCUCCGACUCUCUUUACUCUCCACUCCUCAUGUCUCCGGCCUCCGCCUGCCCUUGCUUCUCAGGUGGCAGGGCGCCGCCGUCUGACCUUCUCCCGUCGGCAGCAGCACUCUGGCCUCGCCGUGGCUUCUCUUACCAACUCUGCCCCGGCGAGAAAUGGGACGUAUAAAGUAGGAGAUUUCAUGACGAGGAAGGAGGAUCUGCUUGUUGUGAAGCCUUCUACAGGUGUUGAUCAAGCAUUGGAGGUUAUCGUGGAGAAGAGGAUUACAGGGUUCCCUGUGAUUGACGAUCACUGGAAUUUGGUUGGUGUAGUUUCAGAUUAUGACUUGUUAGCACUCGACUCUAUAUCAGGUUGCAAUCAAAGUGACAACAACUUAUUUCCUGACGUCGACAGUACUUGGAAAGCAUUUAAUGAGAUUCAGAAACUACUAGGGAAGACAAACGGUAAAGUUGUUGGAGAUCUCAUGACACCUAAUCCCCUGACCGUCCGUGAAAACACCAAUCUGGAGGACGCGGUCAGGCUGCUACUAGAAACCAAGUACCGACGGCUGCCAGUGGUUGAUGGUGACGGAAAGCUGGUUGGGCUCCUUACGCGGGGAACUGUGGUCAGAGCCGCUCUGCAGAUGAAACGCGAAAGUCCAAGGUCGACUUGGAAUCUAUGACGACAAGCAACAAUCAUGGAGAAUGUUGUGAGAAUUCAAGCUGUAGUUAUAAUGAAUAGGGGUGAAAGAAAUGGGAUAUGAGUAGCAUAGGAUUUGCCUUGGUAGACAGUUCAAGCAUAUGCCAUGGUUUUGUAUUAUAGAGAGUAUAUAUUAUUCUUCAUAUGAGAAUCUGGAAGUGUAACAGGUUAUGUAUGAAUCCAUGCUUGUAACCUUAUCGUCUGUCACGAUUUUCAGACUCAAGUUGUAUGAAAUUUGCCCCAUUAAGCUUCAUUUAGUUCUCUAUCAUAUGG
Linum tenue is the source of this 1297-nucleotide messenger RNA. The record is from the annotation of a GenBank genome assembly. NCBI's taxonomy places the organism in Eukaryota, Viridiplantae, Streptophyta, Magnoliopsida, Malpighiales, Linaceae.